Messenger RNA from Paramecium octaurelia, 246 nucleotides. The record is from the annotation of a GenBank genome assembly. Lineage: Eukaryota; Ciliophora; Oligohymenophorea; Peniculida; Parameciidae.
AUGAAGUGCAUGGUUGUUAUUAAAUCACAAUCUAACAAAUUAGAUCUGCUUGUAGUGAUCCCAGAAUAAAGAAGAAAGAGUAUAUAGUUAAUUUGUAAAUGUAAUUUAUUAAUAAUAAUAGUUUAAGUUUUGGAAAUUCAGAAUUAAUAAAGAAAUGUAAAAACAAGAUUAUAAUGCUUGAUUGGAAAUAAAUACUGGCUUAUCUAAGCAUUUGAUGGAAUUGGUUUCCAUUUAUAUUUAAUCUGA